AGAGAGAGAGAGAGAGAGAGAGAGAGAGAGAGAGAGAGAGAGAGAGAGAGCGAGAGAGAGAGAUUGACAGUGAUAAAGGGAGUGUAUGUUGUAAAAUGGAAACCAGAGAGCAUGCUGACUAGGGGAAAAGGAAGAGGACAUUUCGGGUCCGUGUGACUGUGUUUGUGAAGUGUGGGAGUUUCUCUUUCCCCCCUGGCUAAGUAACACACACAAUGGAGGAAGAAACCGGUGUUGUCACGACGAUAGAACUCAAUGACAGCACGCGCAUGCCCCUCUUGGGUCUAGGAACAUGGAAGACCAGCAGUUCUGUAGUGUUCCAGGGAGCUGUAGAGGCAGCCAUUGCCGCGGGUUACCGCCACAUUGACACGGCCUACUUGUACAGAAACGAAGUGGAGAUCGGCAGAGCCCUUCGUGCCAAGAUGCAACAGGGCGUCAUUCGCCGUCGAGACAUGUACAUCGUCAGCAAGCUGUGGUCCACUCACCACGCGCCCGAGGACAUCCCUGUCUGCCUGAACCAAUCACUGAGCGACCUGCAGCUGGAGCAGCUGGACCUCUACCUGAUGCACUUCCCUGUAGGCAUCCAGAAAGUAGGUGAUGAGCUGUAUCCCAUGAAGGAUGGGCAGAUUCUGAGCAGUGAUGUUGACUAUGUGGAUGUUUGGAGGGGAAUGGAAGCUUUGAAGUCCUCAGGCAAGGUAAAGAGCAUUGGCGUAUCCAACUUCAAUAUCCUCCAGCUGGAGAGGUUACUUGAUUUGACCAAGAUCCCCCCAGCAGUCAACCAGGUGGAGCUACACCCCUACCUAGUCCAGUCUGACCUGGUGGACUUCUGUAAGUCCAGGAACAUCGCCCUUACGGCCUACAGUCCCUUUGGAUCCCCUGGCAGAGCCAAAGAGCUUCAUCGUGGAGCUACAGACCCCCAGAAGCUUCUAGAAGAUCCUGUGGUGGGUGAGAUUGCAAAGGCACACAGACGAACCCCGGCUCAGGUGCUGCUGAGGUACCAGGUACAGCAAGGUAUUGCCGUCAUCCCCAAGAGUAUUAAACCCAACCACCUUCUGGAAAACACCAAGAUUUUUGGUUGGUCCCUGAGCCAGGAGGACAUGACAUCACUGAGGGGGCUGGACCGAGGCUGGAAGGCCUGUGUCAUUGACUCCCUGAAGUCUCAUCCAUACUACCCCUUUGAAUGACUAGAGCCUCAGAGAGCAAGCACAGAAGACCUGGACCAGGAGGCCUGGAGACCAGGGGACAGGACUCUAGGAAACCAUGAGUCCAAGGGGAAAUAACAGGAUUAUCUAACUCACUGGUGCUGUAGCGACAUGCCCAACUGUUUGUUUGCCUUUAUCUGAAACCACGUCAGUGAGUCCCAAUGUGAAGUUAGAGAGAUGCAAUGUUUUUGUCUGUGUGCUUAUAGUGGUGAGUGAGUUGAAACUAUGGAAGGGUCUGUGAUUUAUUAAUUGCAUGUUAUUAGUCAAAUGUGUUGUUUCACAAAUGUAAAAAGUUAUUUUUAAGAACAUGAACUAUGAAAAAAUAAACUUGUGAUAUCACUGAUUA
Molecule: messenger RNA, 1545 nt
Organism: Hypomesus transpacificus
Lineage: Eukaryota; Metazoa; Chordata; Actinopteri; Osmeriformes; Osmeridae
Exons: 10
Coding region: 213-1181 (322 amino acids)
Cellular component (GO): cytosol
Molecular function (GO): aldose reductase (NADPH) activity
Source: RefSeq, a predicted model, not a curated record